This is a messenger RNA of Patella vulgata (common limpet), 444 nucleotides long. RefSeq names its product acetylcholine receptor subunit alpha-like. The record is from RefSeq and is a predicted model, not a curated record. NCBI's taxonomy places the organism in Eukaryota, Metazoa, Mollusca, Gastropoda, Patellidae. Gene Ontology annotation, biological process: monoatomic ion transmembrane transport; chemical synaptic transmission; regulation of membrane potential. Gene Ontology annotation, molecular function: neurotransmitter receptor activity; extracellular ligand-gated monoatomic ion channel activity; transmembrane signaling receptor activity. Gene Ontology annotation, cellular component: neuron projection; synapse; membrane. The coding region runs from base 1 to 444 and encodes 147 amino acids. The transcript is spliced from 3 exons.
AUGACAGUCAGUGUAAAGUUUUCGCUAGACGGCGUUCUUAAAGUUGAUGACGUGGAGCAAACUAUCACCACUAAUGCUGUCUUUAAAGUUCAAUGGAUGGAUGAACUUUUAAAAUGGAAUCCCGAUAACUUUGGUGGUAUAGGCAUUAAAGUGACUGUCCGACUCACAUUGACCCGACGCCCGACAUUCAUACUUCUUAAUGUAUACCUACCAAUUAUUAUACUGUCGUUUUUGAAUGCUGCUGUGUUUGCUGUUCCAGUUGAUUCUGGUGAGAAGUUGAGCUAUGUUCUGACAGUACUUCUGUCUUUGGCUGUUUUUAUGAGUACUGUCAGCGGUAUGCUACCAACUACCUCGAAUCACACACCAUAUAUCACCAUCUAUCUAUCUUGUCUGAUCGUCAUCAGUACAUUAUCUGUCUUAAUGACACACAGUUUCAAAAUGUAA